AUCCUGCAAUUGUAAACGCACAAAAGCCGUUGCAUAUAAAAUCUGCGUUCUGGUUUCGCGCGCUGUGUGUGCAUGCGUGCGAGGAUGCCUGAGUGCUUUGUAUGCGCGUGCGUGUGUGUGUGCGCGUAAAAUAGGUAUAUAACUUUUGUCUUGGAUUGUUGUUAGAUACACGUACAUCGACAUUCACAUUUACAUCAUUCAUUACACGGACAAAACUGCAGCAAAACGCUUACGUCUAACCUCAAAAACUCUUCUCCGGCAUCCUUCCUCGUAGAUAGUUGAUAUCAACAGCCACUCAUGGCUACAGAGGGAGUAAACAAACAUUCCGUACACACGCUGGUGUUCCGAUCAUUGAAACGGACACAUGAGAUGUUCCUUGCUGAUCAAGGUGUUCUACCGGCAGAAGAUCCAACGAGUGCUCGCAUUAAGAUGGCGUGCAAGGUUCGAGAUGAAUAUUCUCUAGUAAAAGACAUGCAAUCAGCUACUCCUAGUGAGCAAAUCAGCUCAACUGCUGUUGCUGGUAGCUCUUCUAGGCAAGAUGGUCGUGGCGUUGAAAUACGGGGAACACAUGCUUAUCCGUCAAUGCCUGGGGUGUCAUUAUCUGCUGACAACGCACGUCGUGCAUCGCCAUCUGUUGCUGGGAUGCAACAAGUGAUGGAAGCACUUCCUCCCAGUAGACGAGAGAUUGAAGCUGAGAAAAUGUCUCAUGGUAUUCGUGACAUUCACAGGAAAGCAGCAGCAUCUGGUGGUCGAGAGAGAAUAGCUCCUCAGUCUAAGGCUCUUAUUCAAGUUGAAGGAACGAGACAUGCAGGUGCAUUGAUGCCUAGACAGGCACCUUCAAUGCCAAAGCCACAGUGGCAUCCUCCAUGGAAGCUUAUGCGUGUGCUAAGUGGCCAUGUUGGUUGGGUCAGAUCAAUAGCGUUGGACCCAACAAAUGAGUGGUUUGCAACAGGAUCAGCUGACAGGACAAUCAAGAUUUGGGACUUAGCUAGUGGUACUCUGAAGCUGUCGUUGACUGGACAUAUUAGUACAGUGAGGGGACUGGCUGUUAGUGAACGACAACCAUAUUUAUUUUCUGGUGGUGAAGACAAACAGGUUAAAUGCUGGGACUUGGAGCAAAACAAGGUUGUUAGACAUUACCACGGGCAUCUCAGUGCAGUUCAUGCAUUAUGUCUCCACCCUACAAUUGAUAUUUUGAUUUCAUGUGGAAGAGACUCUACAGCCAGAGUUUGGGAUAUUCGCACAAAGGCUUGUAUUCAUACAUUAGUCGGUCAUACCAACACUGUGGCAUCAGUAAAGUCACAAGGAGUUGACCCACAGGUAGUGACAGGAAGCCAUGAUUCAACAAUUCGUCUUUGGGAUCUUGCUGCAGGAAAAUCACGCUGCACGUUGACAAAUCACAAGAAAAGUGUUCGAUCGUUGGCCAUUCAUCCCACACAGUUCUCUUUUGCAUCAGGAUCAGCAGACAACAUCAAGCAGUGGAAGUUCCCGGAUGGCAAUUUUAUCCAGAAUCUGUCUGGUCACAAUGCUAUUAUCAACUGCUUGGGUUUGAACUCUGACAAUGUUCUUGUCUCUGGAGCUGACAAUGGAACUAUACAUCUGUGGGACUGGAAAACUGGCUAUAAUUUUCAACGCAUUCAAAGCCAGGUUCAACCUGGUUCUCUGGAUAGUGAAGCAGGUAUCUUUGCCUGUGAAUUUGACAUGAGUGGAAGUCGACUGAUUACAGCAGAAUCAGAUAAAACUGUAAAGAUUUACAAGGAGGAUGAAUUGGCGACUGAAGAAAGCCACCCAAUUAACUGGAAACCGGACAUUCUGAAACGGAAAAAAUACUAGUGCACUUACAUAAUGUUUCUAGUGGUCAACAAGGGGGUGUAAUGCUAGCACAAAUGCUUCUGUUCAUUUCAUCAGACAUAAAACACAAGUUGGUGUACGACUUUAAUAAUUGAUUAGGAGACUGGUAAAUGAAUAUACUGACGAAUGACAUUCACCAACAACAGACAA
Molecule: messenger RNA, 2001 nt
Organism: Corticium candelabrum
Lineage: Eukaryota; Metazoa; Porifera; Homoscleromorpha; Homosclerophorida; Plakinidae
Product: pleiotropic regulator 1-like
Exons: 14
Coding region: 298-1833 (511 amino acids)
Biological process (GO): mRNA splicing, via spliceosome
Cellular component (GO): Prp19 complex; catalytic step 2 spliceosome; precatalytic spliceosome
Molecular function (GO): protein binding
Source: RefSeq, a predicted model, not a curated record